AUGGUACAAAUUAUGCGAAUUUCGGCUUUUAAUGAAUUCGACAAAAUCGUCAAUAGAAUUGUUCAAGAACGCAAAGGGCAAAACAUAUUUGUUGUCCUAUUCGGCAAUGAGAAUCCCAAUACUGGAAAAUCGUGGUGUCCAGAUUGCGUAAACGCUGAUCCUCUUAUCCGUCAUCAUCUUGAAAAAACAACUGCUGAUUCCGUGUUAAUUGAAGUUCCUGUCGGAACGAGAGCAGAAGGGAGACCUGAUAAUCCUUACAGGCUUCAUCCAAGAAUUCAACUAAAAUCCAUUCCAACCUUGAUCAAAUGGACCGAAAAUGCUGAAACUGACAAAAGAUUGGUAGAAAGUGAAUGUACUCGGGAUGAUUUAUUAAGUGCAUUUUUCACAACGGAAUCCGCUUAA
Messenger RNA from Funneliformis mosseae, 402 nucleotides. The record is from the annotation of a GenBank genome assembly. NCBI's taxonomy places the organism in Eukaryota, Fungi, Glomeromycota, Glomeromycetes, Glomerales, Glomeraceae.